GCCUUCACCAUGGACAGGGUCAGAAGUGGACAAAUACUAAACAGGUCAAACAUGAGGACACUGAACAUAUCUGAACACAAGGCUUGGAGUCACUCUGCCCUCAUUCAACAUCAAGGGUCAUAUAGUAUUUUCAAGCCAUGCUCCAGGACCCGCCUCGCUAUGUGAUUGACAGAGCUGUGUACAGCCUCCCAGACUUUGAGCGAGAAUAUGACAAGAAGAGUCGACAGUUCCCCAUUGAUGAGAAAGUAAAAAAAUUCUUCAGAUGUUCAGGGGCCAGACUCCGGGCCCUCCUCUUCCGGCUCUUUCCCAUUCUAAGCUGGCUGCCCCGGUACAAAUUGAAAGAGAACCUGCUGUGUGAUGUGAUCAGCGGGGUCAGUGCUGGGACCAUACAGGUGCCUCAAGGGAUGGCAUUUGCUCUGCUGGCUAAUCUCCCUCCUGUCAACGGCCUGUACUCAUCUUUUUUCCCCCUCAUCCCGUACUUCUUCAUGGGCACGGCUCACCAGAUGGUCCCAGGAACCUUUGCUGUGCUCAGUAUUAUGGUGGGAAUCGUGUGCUCUGAUCUGGCUCCAGAGUCACACUUCACUCACUUCAAUGAGACUUUAAACAGAACGGUAGUGGACACAAUGCGCAUGGGGGAAGUCCGACUGGUUAUAUCUGGAACAUUAGCUUGUCUCACAGCUAUUAUACAGGUUGGCCUUGGCUUCCUGCAGUUUGGUUUUGUAGCGAUUUACCUGUCCGAAUCUUUUGUGAGAGGUUUUAUGACGGCAGCUGGACUACAGAUCCUCAUAUCUGUGCUCAAAUAUAUCUUUGGGAUAAAAGUUCCCCCUUACAGUGGUCCUUUGGCUGUGGUCUAUACCCUUUGGGAUAUUGUUUGUGGUCUUCCUAAAACCAAUAUCGCUUCACUCCUCUUCGCUCUGGUCAGCGCUGUGGUUCUGAUUGUGGUGAAGGAGCUGAGCGCCCGCUACAGACACAAGCUCCCAUUUCCCAUUCCUAUGGAGAUUAUCAUUGUAAUUGUGGCCACAGCUAUUUCUGGUCCUCUGGAUCUUCCAGAGAUCUAUAAUAUGACCACCGUGGGGGAGAUCCCCUUGGGUUUUCCAGCUCCAGUCCUGCCCACAGUGAGUCAGUGGAGUGACAUGUUAGGUACAGCGUUCUCUUUGGCCAUAGUGGGAUAUGUCAUAAACCUGGCCAUGGGGCGGACUCUAGCAGCUAAACAUGGAUACGAUGUGGACCCUAAUCAGGAAAUGUUAGCUUUGGGCUGCAGUAAUCUUCUUGGGGCCUUUUUCAAAAUCCAUGUGAUCUGCUGUGCUCUGUCUGUGACUCUGGCAGUGGACAGCGCUGGGGGAACCUCACAGUUUGCGAGUUUGUGUGUGAUGCUGGUUGUGAUGCUGACCAUGCUUGUUAUGGGAGCUUUCCUAAGUCCACUGCCCAAAUCUGUGCUCGGAGCUCUGAUUGCUGUGAACCUAAAGAACACCAUCCUCCAGCUCUCCGACCCAUACCACCUGUGGAAGAAGAGCAAGCUGGACUGUUUUAUUUGGGUGGUGUCAUUUCUGGCCACGUUCUUUCUCAGUUUACCAUAUGGAGUUGCUGUUGGGGUGUCUACCUCAAUUCUUGUUGUGAUUUUCAAAACACAAUUUCGUAACGGUUCGACAGUGGCACAAAUAGGUGAAACUGACAUCUACAAAAACCCUAAAGAGUAUAGUAAAGGUACAUCUUUAACUGGUAUCAAAAUCGUCAACUUCUGCUCCCCUAUUUAUUUUGCAAAUGCAGAGAUGUUUCGGCUGAGGGUCAUUAAAAAGACUGGGUUUGAUCCAGGGAAACUGCUCCUGACCCGUCAGAAGUUCCUGGAGAAAGAGCGAAAAGAAAAGGCUCAAGAAGAGAAGAAAGAGAAUGUGAGGAGGAGGACUGUCAUCUCUUUAGUGACUAUGAAGACUCAGACCAUAUCCCAGCUUGAUCUCCAAAAUGACUUUGACCUCGGGGAGGGUAGUCCUCCCCCAGCGGACCCUCCCACCAGCUACAUAAACUUCGGCUGCAGAGAGAAUGAGGAGCCUGGGCAGAGGGAGACCCCGGACCCCCCCAGCCCCUCUCUGCAGCCCCACCCGGUCCCCUUCCACACUCUGAUCCUGGACAUGGCUGGAGUCUGCUUCAUCGAUCUCAUGGGGAUCAAAGUGCUGAUUAAGAUGAACACCAGCUACAAAAAGCUGGGCAUCCGUUUAUAUCUGGCCAACAUUCAAGCUCAGGUGUACCAGGAACUAGAGGAAGGAGGGGCUUUUGAAGAAAUCUCCCGCAGUGAUAUUUUCCUUUCUGUGCAUGAUGCAGUUCUUUUUGCUCAGCGGACGGCAGCUGAGAGAGACAAGGAGGAACAACUGGCAGAAGACCUUGACUUUGAAUUUAAUGAUGAAACUGAUCUGGAAAAGAAAAUGUUUGAUGAAUAACCAUUGUUCAAACAAUUAUCCAUUAUCCAUAUGUUUCUGUAAAACUUCCUUUUUCUUACCAUAUGCUACUGCAUGGUUUGUAAUGUACAUACUCAUUUAAACUACACUUCACAAGUUUAUAAUGAUUUCUGUACUGACUAAAUAUUGA
This is a messenger RNA of Boleophthalmus pectinirostris (great blue-spotted mudskipper), 2580 nucleotides long. Its product is annotated as solute carrier family 26 member 9. The transcript is spliced from 21 exons. The coding region runs from base 138 to 2432 and encodes 764 amino acids. NCBI's taxonomy places the organism in Eukaryota, Metazoa, Chordata, Actinopteri, Gobiiformes, Gobiidae. The record is from RefSeq and is a predicted model, not a curated record. Gene Ontology annotation, molecular function: oxalate transmembrane transporter activity; sulfate transmembrane transporter activity; chloride transmembrane transporter activity. Gene Ontology annotation, biological process: transmembrane transport. Gene Ontology annotation, cellular component: membrane.